Nelumbo nucifera (sacred lotus) is the source of this 2302-nucleotide messenger RNA. RefSeq names its product pentatricopeptide repeat-containing protein At4g18520, chloroplastic-like. The record is from RefSeq and is a predicted model, not a curated record. Gene Ontology annotation, molecular function: protein binding; RNA binding. NCBI's taxonomy places the organism in Eukaryota, Viridiplantae, Streptophyta, Magnoliopsida, Proteales, Nelumbonaceae. Gene Ontology annotation, biological process: RNA modification.
GCACCAUAUCACAAGGCAGACGACCACUGGUUGUGAGAACAGGGAUCAGUAGAUUCAAGCCGUCUGUGUUCCCGCGAAAACGGCUAAUCCCUGCAAUGCUUUCGCCCUCCUUCUUGUACAUUCCUCAAUUUCAACCACCCUGUUUGUUUCUUCCUCAACCAUCCCAAUCGUCAAAAGGGAGCAAGCAAGUUGGGAUAAACCAGAAGAAGUACAAGAAUCUCACAAAGUAUCUUUGUUUUUCUUGUAAAGAUCGCUUGUUUUCGAACAGAUUACAGAAAACCUGCCAUGUUUCCCAUUCCGCACAAAACCCAGACGCCGAUUUAUCUGAUUCUGUGUCGAGGGAUCUUGGCGUACUUGCUUCCUUGAUUCAGUCGUCUUGUACUGUUAAAGAAAUUAGAAGAUUACAUGCAAUCGUUGUAAAAUUUUUAGGGGCUCCUGUGACGUUUGUAGAUAAUAAUUUGAUUUCUAGCUAUGCGAGAGUUGGUAAAUUAUUGGAGGCUCGUAAGGUGUUCGACAGAAUGAUGGAAAGAAAUGUUGUUUCAUGGACUGCGAUUCUUAAUGGUUAUUUGAGAGCUGGGUUCGACGAAGAAGCUUCACGGUUAUUCAGCGAGUUGGUUGAAAGUGGCGUACAAGCUAACAGUAAAACAUUUGUGUGUAUAUUGAACCUAUGCAGUAGGAGAUCAAAUUUUGAGCUUGGAAGACAAAUUCAUGCUUGCAUUCUAAAAGGGAAUUGGAGUAACUUGAUUGUUGAUAGUGCCGUUGUUCACUUCUAUGCCCAAUGCUGUGAUCUAUCUUCUGCAUUUCAAGCAUUUGAUCGAAUGUUAGAGCACGAUGUAGUUUGUUGGACCACAAUCAUAACAGCUUGUGCACAACAUGGUCAUGAAGAAGAGGCUUUUCAUUUGUUUGCAAAAAUGCAAUCUGAGGGUUUUAUUCCAAAUGAGUAUACAGUGUGUAGUGUUCUGAAGGCAUGUAGUGAAGUGGAGGAUCUAAGUUUUGGGAGACAACUACAUGGUGCUUUAGUUAAGAGUAUGUUCAAGGAUGACGUUUUUGUAGGGACUUCUCUAGUUGGCAUGUAUGCAAAAUGUGGGGAAGUUUUAGCAUCUAAAAAAGUGUUCGAUAGAAUGAGGAAGAGAAAUACUGUCACAUGGACUUCCAUGAUAGCAGGCUAUGCACAAAAUGGACUUGGUGAAGAGGCCAUAAGCCUUUUUCGAGUAAUGAAGAGGCGAAAUAUAUAUGCAAAUAAGUUGACCAUUGUCGGCAUCCUUAGGGCUUGUGGCUCAAUUGGGGCCUUAACCACUGGAAAGGAAGUUCAUACUCAGGUCUUGAAGAAUUCCAUCCAAAACAAUAUCUAUGUAGGGAGCACCCUUGUCUGGUUCUACUGCAAAUGUGCAGAGUUCAUUUAUGCUUCCAAAGUUCUUCAAUCCAUGCCUUUUAGGGGUGUUGUCUCAUGGACUGCAAUAAUCUCUGGUUAUGCACAUCUUGGAUAUGGUUUAGAGGCUCUGGAGUUCUUGAAAGAAAUGCUGUGCGAAGGUGUUGUGCCAAACCCAUUUACUUAUUCAUCAGCUUUAAAAGCAUGUGCCAAUGUAAAAGCUCUUUUGCAAGGUAAAUGGAUUCACUCAUCUGUUAACAAGACUUGCUCUUUGUCUAAUGUGUUUGUGGGCAGUGCUUUAAUUGAUAUGUAUGCAAAAUGUGGGUGUGUUUCUGAGGCAAUUAAAGUUUUUGAUAGCAUGCCUGAACGGAAUUCGGUGUCCUGGAAGGCAAUGAUUGUAGGGUAUGCAAGAAAUGGGCUUUGCCGAGAGGCUCUAAAGCUCAUGUAUCGGAUGCAAGCAGAAGGAAUUAAGGUGGAUGACUACAUCCUUACCACAGUUCUUAGUGCAUGUGGAGAUGUUGAAUUGGAACUAGAGUCCUCAUCUGAACGUUGCCUUCAGCCAAAUUGAACCUUUGUGUCAUCCAAGCAAAAGAUGGAAUUCUGGGGAUUGACAAAAUGGUAGCUAGUCCAUGUAGAUCAAUGUUACAUUAGUUAAUGUUGGGCUAUGGAUGGAGAAUGACAAGAAAAUAUACAAGCCUGAUUGAGAAUAAGGCCUAGAAGUCCUUACAAGGAGUGAAAUCAAAUACAUUCCAGUGUCCCAAUCUGAGUAUGAGAAUGACAAAUUGCUGGAAGCAGUCUCAGAGAUGUAUGAACUACCCGGCAGUUAAGAGAAAUGUGCUUCCUCUAUGAUCUAUGCUUUGUCAGAUGCAUGCAUCUAUGUUUAUUUUAAGCAGGUUAGUUCCAAGAGAUUCAUAUGGAAUCUCAGUUGCUCAA